Messenger RNA from Penicillium canariense, 486 nucleotides. Its product is annotated as DNA-directed RNA polymerase core subunit RPB8. The transcript is spliced from 2 exons. Gene Ontology annotation, molecular function: DNA-directed RNA polymerase activity. Gene Ontology annotation, biological process: DNA-templated transcription. The record is from RefSeq and is a predicted model, not a curated record. Lineage: Eukaryota; Fungi; Ascomycota; Eurotiomycetes; Eurotiales; Aspergillaceae. The coding region runs from base 1 to 486 and encodes 161 amino acids. Gene Ontology annotation, cellular component: RNA polymerase II, core complex; RNA polymerase III complex; RNA polymerase I complex.
AUGUCCGAUCCGAUCCUCUUCGAAGACACGUUCACGAUCACGGACGUCAACUCCCAGAAGUACGACCGCGUCUCACGCAUCACUUGCCAAACCAGCGAUAAAAAAAUCCACUUCCAUCUUGAUGUGAACACCGAGCUCUACCCAUGCGCCAAGGGCGACUCGCUGUCUCUGGCUCUUGCUUCGACUCUGUCCCUCGACGGCAAGGAGGACAGCCGUACAAGCUGGCGGGAAGUGAGCGAUGGCGAGCCAACACUCGCAAAUGACUAUGACUAUGUUUGCCAUGGCAAGGUUUACCGGUUUCAGGAGGCUCCUUUCAAUAAGGAGGAUGUUCAUGAUGUCGAGCUUCACGAUGUCGAUCCUGAUGCUUUGAAGGAUAGAAUGGCCGUACUUGCCUCGUUCGGCGGCCUGCUGCUUUACCUGGUGGGCCCCUACAAGAAAACAGCUCCCCUGCGGAUCGACCAUGUUUACCUGCUUCUGAAGAAAUAG